UUGUUCUGAACAUGCUAAAGGUCAGUGAGGCAGCAAAUCAUAGGACGUUCUGAUCAAAUAUGCAUCAGUUUUGGGUGAUACCGAUAGGCCACAUUUUCCUUGACCAAAUGUGCACUCGUCCCUUCAGCGUCACGUGGAGGCCAGCGUGGAGGGCGUCCUCAAGCAGCUCAUACUAGAACAUCUGCAGCUGGCUUCUCUACAGCGGGAUCUGACUGUGACGUGAUGGCAGACUGCAGGGUCGGAGACGAUGUGCCAUUAGAGGUCAAACUGACCAACCGCAGCAAGAGCGUCAUCGGAUCGUUCUCUCUGACCGUCGUCCCCUUCCAACACUACCAGAACGGAGUCCAAAACUACGACCUGCAGGAUACCGUCUCUUUCAUCAGCGCCAGCACCUUCUACAUCUGCACGGUGAACCCUACAGAGAACUCGGUGUGUGUGUCUUCUUAUACACCGGUGAUUUCUAUCCGAAUAUCAAGUUCCAAGAUGACAGCACGUCCCGUGACCUGCCGCCCACCUGGUUCUGUCUGCCCAGCAUCCAAAAGCCCAGGAGCCAGUCGAACGCUGAACUCUGACCUUUGACCUUUGACCUGACGGACUCAGUAUAUUUGAGUCUAGAGUGAGUGCAUUUCUAGUGUAUGAUGCAUUUAGAGUUUAAAGAUCGAGUUUGUGCCAAAUCCUCUACUUUACACUCCGUUCUGAAGCCCUCAUUCUCCUCUUUAGAGACAGACUAAAGGAUGAAGAACAUUUUUCAGGUAACCACUAACUGAAAACAUCUAAGGAGGGAUAACAAUUUGGUCCGGAAUCGUUCUUUUUAAGUGAUCGUGACUGUGAAGAAAUGCAGAAUGUGCUGGACUGCACAACAACGUCAUGCUUCUAAUCCAUGAAUCAU
This is a messenger RNA of Carassius auratus (goldfish), 889 nucleotides long. RefSeq names its product trafficking protein particle complex subunit 9-like. Bases 223 to 579 code for a protein of 118 amino acids. The transcript has 3 exons. The record is from RefSeq and is a predicted model, not a curated record. NCBI's taxonomy places the organism in Eukaryota, Metazoa, Chordata, Actinopteri, Cypriniformes, Cyprinidae.